This is a messenger RNA of Salvia splendens (bonfire salvia), 712 nucleotides long. RefSeq lists its product as uncharacterized. Bases 278 to 712 code for a protein of 144 amino acids. The transcript has 3 exons. NCBI's taxonomy places the organism in Eukaryota, Viridiplantae, Streptophyta, Magnoliopsida, Lamiales, Lamiaceae. The record is from RefSeq and is a predicted model, not a curated record.
CCAACAAACUUUUCUUUACUUUUUUUAAAACUCGUGCUCACUCUAAGAGUGACAAUUAAGUUGGGACGGAGGGAGUAUAUUAUUAAUACUUUCAAACUAAUUUUAAAUGCAAAAGGUGGAACCAAAAUACGGGGUUUAUAUAAGAAAAAAUGAAGUUCAUUAUUAGUUUUUUCUUAGUAUAGUUCAUUACAAAAAAUUCAUAUUUUUAAAACAUGCAAAUGAACUCUGUGCUUUUAAAAAUCCAAAAUUUCUAUAAUGAACUAAACAUUCACUAAUAAUGAUCUUUGUGAUGAACUCGGUGUUCUGGAUUUGUGUUUUGCAUAUAAUACAAUCCUACGGACUAUGUAUAUAUGUGAUUGGAUUGGAUUGGAUUGGAUUGGAUGCAUUUCGAUUGUAUUUACAGGUUAUUUAUGUGAGGCCUGGAUAUGAAGCUGAUCUGGAUUCUUUAAUACAAGACACAGUUCGACUUGCCACUUCAGUUAAAGAAACUUGCGAGAAAGCCGAACCCAAAUUACACCAUAUAGGUGCAAUGAAUGCACCUUCGAUCGAUCGGUGGAACAAGCUUUUGGAAUUGAAGAAGAGUCACGAACUCAUAUAUAGAUUUGAUGAAUAUCCAAUAUGGCAAAGAUGGAGAUGUAAUUGGCAUGCACUUCAUCAUCAUAAGAGUGUCAUAGAUAUGAAUGAUAUGUAUAAUGUUCAUGUUUAUAAUUAG